Molecule: messenger RNA, 1845 nt
Organism: Rangifer tarandus platyrhynchus (Svalbard reindeer)
Lineage: Eukaryota; Metazoa; Chordata; Mammalia; Artiodactyla; Cervidae
Source: the annotation of a GenBank genome assembly
AUGGAGCCCCCGUCAGGCCCUGCAAGGAGGAGGCAUGUCCCCUGGAACAGGCUCCUCCUGGCAGUCGCGCUCUUAUCCUUCUGGCCCCCGCCCACCACUGCCCGCCUCACUGUUGACACGGUGCCCCCACUGGCUGCAGAAGGGUCGGUCGUUGUUUUCAACAUCCUCGGAAAAGAAGGGCUUGUCCUAGGCUAUGGCUGGUUCAGAGGGAACAGGGUAGAUAGAGCAGCUGCAAUUGACGUCUACCAAAUACUUAACAAUUCAUUUACACCUGGGCCUGCAAACACCGGUCGAGAGACAAUAAAACCCAAUGGCUCCCUGAUAAUCCAGUCUGUCCAGAAGCGGGACUCGGGAACCUACACUGUGAUCACUGUAAAGGCUGAUUUAACAAACGUUUCGGCAUCUGGAGAUCUCCAAGUAUACAGCCUGCUGCAGCAGCCCUCCAUCCAAGUCAGCGACCCCAUGGACAGAGAUAAAGAGAACAAGGUGGUCAUUACCUGUAACACAAACGAAACUGACAUCAGCAUCAAGUGGAUCUUCAACGGCCAGUAUAUAAAAGCCGCAAAGAACAUCUUCCUGUCCAAGGACGGGAAGAAGCUCACCAUAGACCCCAUCAAGAAGGAGAAUGCCGGGAAGUAUCAGUGUGAGAUCUUCAACAUAGGCACUUCCAACAGAAACCCAGUGGCACGGCCCUCCCUCCAAGCCAGCAACACCACAGUCACAGAACAUGAGGGUCCCGUGGUCCUGACCUGCCUCACAGAUGAGACUGGGGUCUCCAUACGCUGGUUCUUCAAAGGCCAGAGUCUCCUCCUCACAAGGGGGAUGACACUGUCCCUGGACAAUAGCACCCUCACCAUAGACCCCGUCAGCAGAAAGGACGCCGGGGAUUAUCAGUGUGAGGUCUCCAACAGGGCCAACUCCAGAAAAAGUGACCCGCACAGACUGAGUGUGACCUGGCAAGAAAACACCCAAGCGCUCAAUGUGGAGACCAUUGUUGGCAUCGUGAUUGGGCUCCUGCUUGUGCUGACACUGGUGGCUGCCCUGGGAUGUUUCAUUUUCCUUCACAGGUACAAUGGCAUUCCCAGAUUCUGCUCCUGCCCCCAGGUGACCCUAGUCCUAGAGGAAGGACACUCCAUCCUCCCAUUCUCAGCCUGGAUCUCCAGGACCUCCCCACUGCCCCUCUCACUGUUAACUUUCUGGCCCCUGCCCACCACUGCCCGCCUCAGUGUUGACACGGUGCUCCCCCUUGCUGCAGAAGGGACAGAUGUUCUUCUACUUGCCCACAACAUGACAGAGAAUAGUCUAGGCUAUGCCUGGUACAGAGGAGAAAGGGUAGAAAACAUCCAGUUAAUUGCAUCAUACAGAGUAGACACUAAUGUAACUACCAAAGGGUCUGCACACAGCGGAAGAGAGACACUUUACCCCAAUGGAACCCUGCUCAUCCAGACUGUCACCCAGAAAGACACAGGAUCCUACACGCUGCUCGUUACAAACGAUAAUUUACAGACAGAAAGACAAACUGGGCAUCUCUGCAUAUACCAUGACCCAGCCCUCAAUAACGAGAUUGUUAUCGCCAUCAUGACUGGGAUCCUGGUUAGGUUGGCACUGGUGACCACUCUGGGGUGUUUUGUUUUCCUCAAGAUGACUAGAAGGGCCAGUGGACAGAAUGACCUCAGAGAGCAGCAGCCUCCAGCUGCCACCCUGGGACAUGGUCCCUCUGGCAGCUCUGUCUCCCCGGCCUCCCUACCCAGCCCCAGGCCAAUUGUUCCCCUCUAUGAGGAAUUACUGUAUCCCAACACAGAUAUCUACUGCCAGAUCCACCCCAAAGUAGAUGUGGUUUCUUAG